AUGAAGCCGCCUGGCAGAAGUUCUCUGCGGCAGCCCUUUUCUGGCAACUGCCGGCACCGCCGGUCCUCUAACGCUUCCUUCUCAGCCUGCCUGGCGCGGCUGCCUCUGCUCGGCUUCUUCCACCGUUUCCUUUUGGCGUUCCUGCUGCUCUGCUGGGGACGCCCAAAGAGCUGUGGGGUCAUUGCGGACACCGCUAUCCAUUGGAAUGAAACUUUGGAAAAAACAGAAACCAUACUGGCAAAUGAGGACACUGCAUUUCAACAGACUAACAAUAGUAGUAGCAAAAAUAACAAUUACAGCAGUGCAUUCCAAAAAGAAAUCACAUUGCCUUCAAGACUUGUUUAUUAUUUGAACAAAGACUCUGAAAGUCCCUACCAUAUUUUGGAUACUAGGACAAGAUACCAGCAAAAACACAGUAAGGCUGUGCAUCUAGCUCAGGCAAGUUUCCAGAUUGAAGCUUUCGGUUCUACAUUUAUUCUUGACCUCUCCCUGAACAAUGACUUAUUAUCUGCUGAUUAUGUGGAAAUUCAUUAUGAAGAUGACAAACCACAAUAUUCAAAGGGAGGGGAACACUGCUAUUAUCAUGGAAGCAUCAGAGGCAUUCCAAAAUCCAAAGCUGCUAUUUCUACCUGUAAUGGACUUCAUGGCAUGUUUGAAGACAAUACUUACGUCUACCUGAUAGAACCUUUGGAGAUAACUCACAGCAUGAGCAGUACAGGUAGACUACAUGUCAUUCGGAGAACAUUUGGAUCAAAUGCCUUCAGUCAGUUGGAAGAUCUUGAUACCGAUUCCACAUCUGAUUGGUCCUUCCUGUCUGAGUUGCAGUGGCUAAGAAGGAGAAGAAGGGCUGCAGUGCGUGGCAUCUUUGAAGAAAUGAAAUACCUGGAGCUCAUGAUUGUUAAUGACCAUAAAAUGUUCAAAAAACAUCGUUCAUCCCAUAGUAAUACGAAUAACUUUGCGAAAUCGGUGGUAAAUCUCGUGGAUGCUAUUUACAAGGAGCAACUAAACACCAGAGUUGUUCUAGUUGCUGUUGAAACCUGGUCAGACAGAGAUCGCAUUCAUAUCCACUCGGAUCCACGGCAGAUGCUUCAUGAUUUUUCCCGAUAUCGACAGAACUUCAUCAAGCAACGUGCUGAUGCUGUACAUCUCCUCUCGAAUGUGACAUUUCAUUAUAAAAGAAGUAGCCUAAGCUAUUUUGGAGGAAUUUGUUCAGUGGCUAGAGGUGUUGGAGUAAAUGAGUAUGGGCUUUCCUGGGCAAUAGCACAAGAAUUGUCCCAAAGUUUGGCUCAGAAUCUAGGGAUACAAUGGGAACCAGCAUCCAGAAAACCAAAAGGGUGCGAUUGUACAGAAUCCUGGGGUGGAUGCAUCAUGGAGGAAACAGGUGUCUAUCACUCCAGAAAAUUCUCAAAGUGCAGCAUUGCUGAAUACAGAGAUUUUUUACUCCGAGGAGGAGGUUUUUGUCUUUUCAACAGGCCUACAAAGUUGUUUGAUGCCACUGAAUGUGGAAAUGGGUAUGUGGAACCAGGCGAAGACUGUGACUGUGGUAUCCAAACGGACUGCCAUGCAGACUGCUGUAAAAAAUGUUCCCUUUCUAACGGAGCUCAUUGCAGUGAUGGUCCAUGUUGUAAUGAAACCUGCCUUUUUUUUCCACGAGGCUUUGAGUGUCGCUAUGCAGUGAAUGAAUGUGAUAUUACAGAAAUCUGUACUGGUGACUCCGGCCAGUGCCCACCAAAUCUUCAUAAGCAAGAUGGAUUUGCUUGUGAUUCAAAUCAGGGACGUUGCUACAAUGGAGAGUGUAAGACAAGAGAUAAUCAGUGCAAAUACAUCUGGGGCAAUAAGGCUUCAGUGUCUCACAAACACUGUUACGAGAAGCUCAAUACAGAAGGUACACAGAAAGGGAACUGUGGAAAAGACGGAGACAAAUGGAUUCCUUGCCACAAACACGAUGUGUUCUGUGGAUUAUUGCUUUGUGCAAAUCUUGAUGGGGUUCCACGAAUUGGUCACCUUCAGGGAGAAAUUAUUCCAACUUCUUUUUUCCACCAAGGUGUUGUAGUGAACUGCAGUUGUACACAUGUACUUUUAGAUGAUGAAACAGAUUUAGGAUAUGUAGAAGAUGGGACUCCUUGUGGUCCUAAUAUGAUGUGUAUGGACCGAAGAUGCCUCUCUAUUCAGUCCUUGAACAUAAGCAGCUGUCCUAUGGAUGCUAAUGGAAAAGUUUGUUCGGGACAUGGGGUGUGCAGUAAUGAAGCCACCUGCAUUUGUAACACUACUUGGGCAGGUACAGAUUGUAGCAUGUUUGAUCCUAGAAGGAAAGAUGACUCUGAGAAACCAAGUGGACCAAAGGAAAUGUUAAAAAGAGAAGAUACGAUCCAAGUCAACAAGGCAUCUAAGGAAUUCCCUGGAAGAUUGUGGCUGUGCUCGACUGGACUCUGGAGGCUCUUUGAAGCAGCUGGCUCUCCCUGCAGAAGCGUACCAGUCAUUGUCUACCAGUGGCAAGCUAAGGCACUUAUGAAAGGGCUGAAGGAAAACUGUCCUUACUGGAGAUUUAAAUUCAAGGACUUCCUCCACUCAUUUCUCUCUUUUUGGGGGGAUGUUAGUGACAAAACAAACUUUGGGAAGGAACUAUUUCGCCUAUUUUUUGUUCUAAACAAAAAUGGAGCAAACAAACCAAGCGCAAUAAGUAAACUCUUUCAAACUAUUUAA
This is a messenger RNA of Protobothrops mucrosquamatus (brown spotted pit viper), 2703 nucleotides long. It is a transcript of the gene ADAM23, whose product is annotated as ADAM metallopeptidase domain 23. Gene Ontology annotation, cellular component: presynaptic membrane. Lineage: Eukaryota; Metazoa; Chordata; Lepidosauria; Squamata; Viperidae. The record is from RefSeq and is a predicted model, not a curated record. Gene Ontology annotation, molecular function: metalloendopeptidase activity. Gene Ontology annotation, biological process: proteolysis.